UCCUAAAGAUCAAUUCACCAAACCUUCAUUACAAUUUUUAUUUUUUUAAAUAAUAAUAAGUAAAGUGACAUUUCUUAUGUAGGGUCCACAACCCCUAGGAGCAUUAGUAUUUAUAAGUGGAACUAGACGUCUGAUAAGAUGGAGCAUCGUACCUUACUUUCAUAGUCAUAAGCACUAAACAACUAAGCAUAAACCCACCACUAACUCACCAUUAUCAAAUCAUAAAGCAAGACAAAGCCUAAUCUGUAAUUUAAAAAGGAACAAGCACAACCAUUUCUCCUCUUUCUAUCCCAAGUUUCUCUCCUCUCUUUGCAAAACUAGCUACACCACCAUCAUCCAGUGUCCAAAUAGAAAUCGGGUUCUCAAGCCGUAGUACUUCUUGUAAGAUGUCGCGAACAUUCAUGGCUUUGAGGGAGCAUGUUCUCACCAAAAGGAAAAGCCCAAAGGUUGCUGAUGAAGCAAUGUUUGGUAAUGGGAUGGGCACCAUAAUGCCUAUAUACGCCGAUGAGGUGGAACAAAAUAGGCAGCCUUGGAAUGGUUUAUUGGUUUUUUAUACCAUUGUUCGCAUCCCCUUUUCUAUCCUUUCUUGCUUCUCUAAACGGCAUGGAAACACAGCUGAUAGAACGUGGGUUACCGGAGAUACGAUGAGAACAUCAGAAAUCGAUCAUCUUAUGGUAAGUGACAGCAUGCGCUAUGCAAUCUUGAUGUAGUUUCCACCUUUUGUAGUACUGAAACUUGCUAGAGUAUGUGUAUAUAUUUCAGCAGAUAGUCAUGAAAAUAACUUACCAGUAUGUGUAUAUAUUUCAGCAGAUAGUCAUGAAAAUAAGAAAAUUAUCUGAAGGCUCUGUUAGCUUUUACGUUGCAGAAUUUAAUUCUUGCAGUAAUAAAAAUACAAACUCACUAGAGAUCCUAUGACGGCUCUCUUUACACAAAGAGUAGUAUUCUGUAUUCCCCCCAUUCCAUAUUAUCUGAUCACUCGACUAACUUUUAUCA
Chenopodium quinoa (quinoa) is the source of this 993-nucleotide messenger RNA. RefSeq lists its product as uncharacterized. The coding region runs from base 387 to 710 and encodes 107 amino acids. Lineage: Eukaryota; Viridiplantae; Streptophyta; Magnoliopsida; Caryophyllales; Amaranthaceae. The transcript has a single exon. The record is from RefSeq and is a predicted model, not a curated record.